UCCGCCACUGAUAAUAGGUGGUGAAAACAUAGAAGCAUGGAAUGCCACGAAUCAGGAUACAUGCACCAGACAUGGAAGCUCUUACCAACACGUGUUCUUCUACCUCUUCUGUUCUCCUCCCUCAAACCCUACCCCUCUACUUCCUUCUUUACUCAUCAGCCUUUACCAACUUCUUAUUGUUAUUAUCAGACCAAAGCAAUGGGCGGCAACUUGGAGACAAGGUCUUUGCUUGACGAACUGCGUAGCUUCGACAAUGGCGGAUUCUGCGAUCUCGGUCACCCUCUCCUCAACCGCGUUGCUGACAGCUUUCUCAAAGCUGCAAGCAUUGGUGCAAUCAAGGCUGUUGCCAGAGAGGGUUGUCGUCUAACUCUUGAAGGAAAUUGGUCAACUACUUCCUCUGAUCUCGAUGCUUCUGGUGCUAAGAACGAUAAGAAGCAUCCCUUCCCUCAUCUAAGAGGUGAAACCAAUAAGAAAUCCCUCGAAGCAAUGGUGAAGAGCACUGGGAAAGAAUCUCUAGAAUGGGGGCUGGCUGCCGGCUUAUAUUCCGGUAUUACGUAUGGCCUACAAGAGGCUCGAGGCACGCACGAUUGGAAAAACAGUGCCGUUGCGGAGGCACUUACGGGGAUGACAGUGGCACUCACAUGCGAGAAUGGUUCCCAUGAGCAGCUGUUGCAAUGUGCCAUCACUGGAGCCGCCAUCUCCACAGCGGCGAAUCUCCUGACCGGAAUAUUUUGAAACCCUCCGUCUUAAUAAGACGGUAUAAUAUGAAACUGACUGUCUUGUUUUCGCAGCUUAAGACAGAAAGACCAAUUUUGUG
This is a messenger RNA of Hibiscus syriacus, 817 nucleotides long. Its product is annotated as outer envelope pore protein 16-2, chloroplastic-like. The transcript is spliced from 6 exons. NCBI's taxonomy places the organism in Eukaryota, Viridiplantae, Streptophyta, Magnoliopsida, Malvales, Malvaceae. The coding region runs from base 37 to 735 and encodes 232 amino acids. Gene Ontology annotation, cellular component: chloroplast outer membrane. Gene Ontology annotation, molecular function: amino acid transmembrane transporter activity. The record is from RefSeq and is a predicted model, not a curated record.